AUGGCCAUCAACGACAAGAUCUCAGAGACACCCGCACACGCGCCGGUGGCACACGACAAUGAUCGUCGAGGCUGUCCCCUCCCACGUCGACGAGAAGGCCCAGCGCUCAACCAUAUCGAGCAGCUAGGACUCGCCGCGGGGAAGCGCUCAACAGGAAGAUUCUAUGGAUCCUCUACGAGUUACAACUACCUGAACCGCAACAACAAUCCGCAGGCCCGACUGAGCACGUUCAACCAGGAUCUCAACCUCAAGGAUGGCGACUGUCAGACUGCUGUCGCCGACUUGACAGCCGGCUACAUGCUGGCCCAACUAUCGUCCAACAUGUUGACCACCCGCGUCCGUCCUGCCCUCUAUCUCCCGACGGCUGCGAUGCUCUGGUCGGCCAUUUCCGCCGCCACAGCUGCGUGCACGAGCGAUGGAAGCCUGAUGGCCGUCCACUUUGUUCUGGAUAUCAUUGGAGCACCAUUGUUUCUCGCUGCCGUCUUUCUCAUGUGGUGCUGGUACACGCCCCGCGAGCUCGCUUGCGCACGGCCGCCCUCUACUCUGGCCUCGUCCUGGCCCAAGCCUUCUCGAGAGCAGUGGAAGAGACUUGAACCCCUUUGCGAUGUAAAAGAUGGAGCGAGGAGGUGUCUGGAAUUGGGAAUUGUCUAG
This is a messenger RNA of Emericellopsis atlantica, 651 nucleotides long. RefSeq lists its product as uncharacterized. The coding region runs from base 1 to 651 and encodes 216 amino acids. Gene Ontology annotation, molecular function: transmembrane transporter activity. Gene Ontology annotation, cellular component: membrane. The transcript has 4 exons. The record is from RefSeq and is a predicted model, not a curated record. Lineage: Eukaryota; Fungi; Ascomycota; Sordariomycetes; Hypocreales; Bionectriaceae.